Molecule: messenger RNA, 846 nt
Organism: Colletotrichum truncatum
Lineage: Eukaryota; Fungi; Ascomycota; Sordariomycetes; Glomerellales; Glomerellaceae
Product: bax inhibitor family protein
Source: RefSeq, a predicted model, not a curated record
AUGGCCUCGAACACGAAGUACGCCCCGGCGCCCACCCAGGAUCCCGAUGAGCCCUCCAGCUACUCUCAGCCGCCCCCGGCCUACCAGGCCGAAUCCUCUUCGGCUCAGGAUACUGAUCGCCUCUUUGGCGGCGGUGCUCCUCGCAGUAGCCAGGAUGAUGACCUUCCUGACGACUUCAAGUUCGGCGGUUCAGUAGCUGAAGCUACCACCGAUAUCCGCAACCAGUUCAUCCGAAAGGUGUACGCGAUCCUCACCGUUCAGCUCAUCGCGACUGGCGCUGUCUCUGCCGUCAGCUUCUGGAGCGAAAGCUACAAGGCAUGGAUCCAAUCCCAUCCAGGUCUCGUCCUAGUAUCCCUUAUCGGCUCCAUCGUCUUCAUGCUCCUGACCUACUGGAAACGCAAGUCCUACCCUACGAACCUCCUCUUCCUCAGCCUCUUCACGUUGACUGAAGCCUACACGAUCUCUGUAAUUGUUUCCUUCUACAAGACCGAAAUCGUUCUCAACGCUGUUGUCCUCACGGCUGGAAUCUUCGUCUUCCUCACCCUUUUCGCCUGCCAGACCAAGUAUGACUUCACUUCGUGGAUGCCCUACCUCUUUGGCGCCCUCUGGGGCUUGGUCCUGUUCGGCUUCAUGGCUGCUUUCUUCCCCUACAGCUCCACCACUGAGCUUGUCUACGGUGGCCUCGCGGCCUUGAUUUUCAGCGCCUACAUCCUCGUCGACACGCAGCUCAUCAUGCGCAAGCACCACGUUGAGGAGGAGAUCGCUGCCUCCAUCAGUCUGUACCUUGACAUCAUUAACCUGUUCCUUGCCAUCCUGCGCAUUCUCAACAGCCAGCAGAACAACUAA